AUGCGCAUCGCGACCGACAAGGCCAGUGGCGCGAAGCGGGCCUGCAAGAGCAUCCUGAAGCGACGGGUGGAGGGGGCCGGGGAUGCUGUUGACGUGCGCAAGGAGCUGGAUGUGAUGCUGCACCUGGCAGGCGAGGGGGCGAGGGAACAUAAGCAGCUGCAGCUCUGCGUGCUGGUGCACAUUGUGAUGGAGUACUGUGAGGGGGGCGAUCUGGUCAAACGCAUCAUCGACAAGGGCCACUACACCGAGCGCGACGCGGCCGCCGCCAUCCGCACCGUGCUGGAGGUCAUAGCCUACUCCCACGACAUGGGCUGCAUGCACAGAGACAUCAAGCCUGACAACUGCCUGCUGGCGGAUACCUCCGACUCGGCGCCCCUCAAGAUCGCGGACUGGGGCUAUGCGGACUUCUUCCGCCAAGGCCAGAAACUCAAGGGGGACGUCGGCACCAGCUUCUACAUGGCUCCCAACUGCCCGACCCAUUACCUGGCCCCCCAGCCCCACCCCCUCUUCACGAAAUCCAGCCCAGCUUGGCCAUCCCACUCAUAG
Molecule: messenger RNA, 546 nt
Organism: Monoraphidium neglectum
Lineage: Eukaryota; Viridiplantae; Chlorophyta; Chlorophyceae; Sphaeropleales; Selenastraceae
Exons: 6
Coding region: 1-546 (181 amino acids)
Biological process (GO): intracellular signal transduction; protein autophosphorylation; peptidyl-serine phosphorylation
Cellular component (GO): nucleus; cytoplasm
Molecular function (GO): ATP binding; calcium-dependent protein serine/threonine kinase activity; calmodulin binding
Source: RefSeq, a predicted model, not a curated record